This is a messenger RNA of Fonsecaea erecta, 699 nucleotides long. RefSeq lists its product as hypothetical. NCBI's taxonomy places the organism in Eukaryota, Fungi, Ascomycota, Eurotiomycetes, Chaetothyriales, Herpotrichiellaceae. Gene Ontology annotation, molecular function: oxidoreductase activity, acting on the CH-OH group of donors, NAD or NADP as acceptor. The coding region runs from base 1 to 699 and encodes 232 amino acids. The record is from RefSeq and is a predicted model, not a curated record. The transcript has 3 exons.
AUGCCUACUGCAGUCGUGACCGGGGCCAACUCCGGCAUUGCCCACGCAUUUGCCAACAUACUCUGUGAUGAGGGCUACACGGUUUACGCUGUCGACCGGGAGGCUGGGGACGGGCUCCAGGCCCUGAAAGCCAAGAAGGCUCGCAUUGCUGAAGUGGAUGUGACUUCUCCUGAGUCCAUCCAAAAGUUCAAGGACUCUCUGGGUGACACGACGGUGGACCUGUUGCUCAACAUUGCAGGUGUUGCCGCCCCCAAUGAAGACGACAGCCUCACGACCAGCAACCUGCACGUCUUCCAGCAUACCUUUGCGGUCAACACCUUUGGGGUUUUCCUUCUGACACAGGCCCUGCUGCCCAACGUCCUAAAAGCCCCCAAGCCCAAGAUCGGCAUUGUUUCGAGUCGCGUAGGCUCAGUGGGCGACAACAGCUCUGGGGGACAUUAUGCCUAUCGCUCUUCCAAGGCUGCCGUCAAUUCCAUUGGCAAAAGCAUGGCGAUGGACUUGAAGGACAAGGGCGUCACGGUCAUGCUCCUGCACCCCGGCUUCGUGAGGACCAACUUGUUGCCGACUGCAAAGAUGCCCCCUGAAACAGUCGAGCCAGAGGAGGCGGCGAGGAAACUGUGGGAGAAUAUUGUCAGCCAGAAGACCAUCGAAGACACGGGCAAGUUUUGGCAUCGUGAGGGAUUCGAGCUGCCAUGGUAA